UCGCGAGAAGACAGACCGAGACUUGGCUGCUUCCUGUCCUGCAUGAAAGCUGAGCAACACACCAGCAUCCUGAAACUAUAUUUAUUUAGCAUUAAAACGGCCUCCUACAGUCAACUGUUUGUAAGCUGCGCGCGACGCACUUUAUUGUCGCGUUAUAAGAGAGCUAACAAGUGUUCUCGCAGUUGUUUUAUUCUGUGUUCAAAACAGAACAAGCAGAGCAAACUCACGGCACAGGCGCUCCAGUCACGGCUGUCAAUGUCGUCGAAACUCGAGAAACCAGUCACUAGGAAAAUUAAGCCUGUAGAAGACAGCUACUGGAGACUGAAUUAUGUCACUGGGAGCCUGUUCUCCUGCCCUAAGGACGACGCUUUGGCUCACUGCAUCAGUGAGGACUGCCGCAUGGGGGCAGGAAUAGCAGUGAUGUUCAAGAAGGAGUUCAAAGGGGUAGAGGAGUUAAAGGAACAGAAAAAACUGACAGGAGAGUGUGCUGUACUAAAAAGAGACAGACGUUAUGUCUACUAUCUGAUCACAAAGAAAAAAGCCACCCAAAAACCAACCUAUGACACCCUGACAAGAAGCCUGGAGGACAUGAGGACACACUGUGUAGAGCACAGAGUAACAAGAGUGUCAAUGCCUCGUAUUGGUUGCGGCCUGGAUAAACUGCAGUGGAACAGAGUGGCAGAGAUACUGGAACAGGUCUUCCAACACACAAACAUCUCCAUCACAGUCUACAGCCUCCCUGAGAAAGCAGAGACCACAGUGAUGAAGGAAAACAUGCGCAGAUGAUUGAUAAAAGUUUGUUUAUUGUGAUUAUAAGUUUAUGCACUUUUCUGUAUUGAUCCCAUAUGCAUUUCUUGAAAAUAAAUUUUGUUUUUUGCACAUCA
Messenger RNA from Centropristis striata (black sea bass), 884 nucleotides. It is a transcript of the gene oard1, whose product is annotated as O-acyl-ADP-ribose deacylase 1. Lineage: Eukaryota; Metazoa; Chordata; Actinopteri; Perciformes; Serranidae. The record is from RefSeq and is a predicted model, not a curated record. The transcript is spliced from 5 exons. Bases 43 to 786 code for a protein of 247 amino acids. Gene Ontology annotation, biological process: peptidyl-glutamate ADP-deribosylation.